UGAGUUCCUUGUCUUCGCUGCUUUCUGAUCCUCCUAUUGUUUUUCUUCUACCUCGUUUCCCUAGAAGAUGUAACCGCGGCGCUGUGCGACAAAGCGAACGCUUUUCGCAUGGACUUUCUCUUCUGCGUCGGCUUCGUUGUGUGUACCACUCUGACUUCGUUCUCUCUUUUUCUCCCGAGUUCUUCUCGAUCUCUGCGUCCUUCAGUUUUCUUCUUCCUUCCAAAGAUUUCCUCUCCCAACUCCACGACGUCUGUUCUCCUCCGUCUCCCCAGGGGUAUUCUCUUCCUUAGUUCCUCGUCUCUCCUCGCUCUGUUCUUCUCUCUUUGCCUCUCCUCUGAUUCUCUCGUCUGAUUCUCUCCUCUGACUCUCUCCUCUCCCUCCCUCUUCUCUCGGCUUCCGUCUGUGCUGCCCUCGUUCUGUCCCCCUUUUCUCUCAUCUGCGCGUCUGCAUUUUUUUCUCUGAAGAUGACGUACCCUCCUCGCCGUCCACCCUCGUCUCCGUCCUCUCCCUCCUCUCCCUCCUCGGCUGCCUUCGCUUCCCGUUCGCGAGCGUCUUCUCCUCUUUUCUUCCGGCGUUUCACCGCCGACCUUCUCUCGCAGUCGAGAUCUCCAGCAGACACUGAAGACGGCGAGGCCUCUCUUUCUCAGACUCCACGACAGGCGACGAAUCGACCUCACAACGGUCCUCGCUUCUCAAACGCUGCGACAGCUGCAGCGGAACGAAACAAGCUCCUUCAAACGUUCGACCCUCUUCCUUCUCCUCCUUGGUCUGCAAUAUCUGCAUCUUCUACGUCUUCUGCAUCUUCUUCGUCUUCCUCCUCUUCUCCGACGCCGCAGGCUCUGCAUCCCGCGGUUUCUGUCAACGGUCUCGCCUCGCACUCUUCUCUUUCGGUGGACCUGAGUGCGUUUCCGCUUUCCCCUCAGACGAUUUCUUCUGCUUUCUCUCCUCGCCGAUUCUCGUCCCGCGUCCGCGACUACGUCCUCACGCAGCCGGCCCUUCGGGUGUCUCUACAGCCUGCGCUCUCUGUCUCGUCGACUCGGCCUCUCUCGGGUGCUCCCGACGGCCGAGCCAAGACUGGCUCGGAAAGAGGCCAAAACGCCCUUUCUCUCACAGGGGAAGAUGGCGGAGAUGCCUCGCCAUUCGCAGCCUUCUGCGCGCUUGUCACAGAGGGCGUAGGCCUCGGGCAGAACGCCGAAGUCGCUGCAGAGCUCGUCUACGACACCGUCGCCUCCCAUCUUCUCGCGCUGGCUCCUCCGUCGUCUUCUUGUCGAGCCGAAUCGGAGACAGGAGUCCCUGUCGAACUGCUGGGGCUCCUCGCAGAACUCCUCCCAGAAGGCAAUGGAGAAGCUUUUUUCACCAGAGUCGUGGACGCCGGCAAAGCGAUGCUGCUCGCAGACGCCCACCUCAUCUGGGAGCGUGCGCUGUACGUACACUCGAAUGAGGACUCGAAGCCAGGGGAGGCUGGCGGAGACUCAGCGGCGAUCCUGGGCGAGGGUGCCGCAGACGAUUCUCCGCUCGAAGGCGACGGCGAAAACAAAAAUGGUCAGGAACAAGAAGCGAGACUCGCAGCCGCGCUGCUGAUGUCGCCGUGGUGGCGAGCUGCUUGUCGCUCUGUCGACGCAAAAUCGUUUGUCGACAGAGCAGCUGCAGCAGCCGAGACUGAUGCCGCUGCUUGUCUUGCUGACCUCGUGGAUGCGUCUCCGUACGGCAUGGACUGGGUCGCGAAACUGGCGGCCCUCAGAGCCGCGGACCGUUCGUCCUCUUCGCUUCGGAAGCACAGUCAGGACACCGCGUUGCAAGACCUGCUUGGCAGCGUGAGUGAGUACGUUCACCCUGCGGUGGAAAGGACGAUGGACGAGACAUCUGCGACUCGCGAGAAGUCCGAGAGGAGCUUCCUGCCUCUCUCUUCCUCGGCAUUUCAUCCGCUCGCGGCGGAGGCGACGGCGCAGCUGCACCCGCUCGAAGGCGAGAGCGAAUCCCCGUCCGCUUCUCCGAACCUGACGCAUUCACUCAGGCCGCUCGCUUGGCUGAGACGCGUCUGCUGGUCUGCCACAGAAGGAGACGAGGACGCGGCAUGCAGAGAGGAGGAAAGGCACGACAGCAGAGAAGGCGAGACACUGGUUUUGAUGGCCGCCGUCCUGGCCGUGCUUUCGUCGUUUGGCGCCUCCUCUGGGCUUUGCCCCGGCAAGCGGGAAAGCGUUUCGAGUGAACUGUUUAAUCUCCUGGGAGCGAAGUGCAUCCACCUCCUUGACAUGCUCGUGGCGAACGCGUCGCUCUUUCUGAGAGAGUUGCAUCGGCUGCGAGACGAGAAAGCACAGCAGAACGCAAACGAAAAGCGUCGCGCCAGAGUUACUGCGAGACAACUCGUCGGAGCCUCGGUGUUCAUACAGAGGAAGAGUGAAAUGUUGUUCCAACGGCUUCAGCAGAAAGUGGAAGGGAAGCAGCGUCGCCAGGCGGCGCUUGCGAUGCAGCAAGACUCGUCGGCCUGCGGAAUGCGAACGGUACCAGGCUGGGAAGAAGGCAGAUCUUUGGAGGAAAGCAUUUUGGAUGUCCUGCUCGAGGAAGACUUCGAAGACGCCCCGCGAGCUCCCGGCACUCGCAGAGAUCCGCCCACUCAGAGGCAGAAGAUCGAAGGGAGCGUCGCGUCUGCAUGCGCUCCCUCGACGUUGCCGGCAGGAGCAACUUGGAGACAGGAGCAGAAGAUCGAGGAAGUUUUCAUUCCACCUCCGGAGACGAAGACGGUACCGCAGUCGUCGCUGAUUCCAAUUGCGGCGUUGCCUGCGUGGGCGCGCGUCUGCUUCCCCAACGUGACGCACCUGAACACGUUGCAGUCUCGAGUCUAUGCUGCUGCGUUCCUCAGUGGCAAGUCGAUGCUGGUGUCUGCGCCGACGGGAGCAGGGAAGACGAAUGUCGCAGUCCUGUCGAUUCUUCAGCAAGUCUUCGAGCACCGGUUUCUCCAGAUCGCGCCGCGGGGACGUGCGCGACCUCGCGUCUCGCACCGCUCUGCAGGCCGUUCAGGUGUCGACGGCGGAGACGAGCCGUCGUGCGUCGUCGAGGAACCUGUUUGUUUCGAACUCGCGUCAGAAACGAACAGGUCGGCAGCUGCACAAGACCUGCACGCGCCUUCGCUCAGUUGUGCCCGCGGGAUUCAUGGCCUCGAAGGAUCAAACACCGAGGUUGCCUCCUCUUCGUCGGCUUCGCCUCCGGCUCCUGCGUCUGCUUCCGUUUGCUCGGAUGGACGCUUUUCGCCGCCGUCUGCGCGGUUGUUCAAGGUUGUGUACAUUGCGCCUAUGAAGUCGUUGGUCGUGGAGGUGGUGGACAAGCUGGCGGCCGCGCUCGGGAAGGUCGGCCUCGUUGUGAAGGAGAUGACUGGCGACGUCUCGCUGUCCCCGCACGAGAUGCAGAGCGUCCACGUGAUAGUCACGGUGCCCGAGAAAUGGGAUAUCUUGACGCGAAAUGCGCGCAACAGCAACUUCGGGGCAGACGACUCGGAGGCGGAGGAGAGGAACUUGAUGACGAGCGUCAAGUGCAUCAUCAUCGACGAGAUCCACCUCCUCGACGACGAACGAGGUCCCGUUCUCGAGUCCAUCGUCGCGCGCGUUCUGAGACAUGUCGAGGAAACGCAAGUCCACACCCGGCUCAUCGGAAUCUCCGCGACGCUGCCCAACUGGCAAGACGUCGCGGCGUUUCUUCGCGUCGAGCCGAGCAGGGCGUUUUUCUUCGGCGCAGACACGCGGCCCAUUCCUCUGGAGCAGACGCUGGUCGGAGCGCUGGAGAGCGACGCACAGAGGCGACGGCAGAAGGUGAAUGACGUCUGUUACGCAAAGGUGGUGGAAGCUGUGAAAAACGGGCAUCAAGCUCUCGUCUUUGUGCAUUCUCGUCGGGAGACGGUCGCGACUGCAGAGUUCCUCGUCCAGGCAGCCCAAGCUCAGGGACAUCUUGGACUCUUCGUCAGUCAGGCGAAGGCGUCUUCGAGCUACGCGCUGCUGGCUAGCCAGGCGCACAAGUCCCGCUGUCGAGAGGUCGCUUCGCUUUUUUCUAACGGGGUCGCGAUUCACCACGCUGGCCUUCUGAGGAGCGACCGUCUCUUGGCUGAGAAGCUUUUCCGCACAGGAGCUGUCCGAGUGCUCUGCUGCACAGCGACGCUGGCAUGGGGAGUGAACCUGCCGGCGCGCACGGUCAUCAUAAAAGGAACAAGCGUCUACGACUCUAAAUCGGGAGGCUUCCGCGACAUCAGCGUCCUGGACGUCCUGCAGAUCUUCGGUCGAGCUGGGCGCCCCCAGUACGACACCCGCGGCUCUGCUGUGCUUAUCACCGAGGGGCAUGAACGCCUCAUGCGCUACGUCGGACAGCUGACGCACAGUUUGCCAGUCGAGAGCAAGUUUCUCGAAAAUCUCGAAAACGCACUCAACGCAGAAGUUGCCAUCGGCACUGUGUCCUCCGUCGACGAAGCCGUCGACUGGCUGCGAUACACCUUCUGCUUCGUGCGAAUGUGCAGAAACCCAAGAGUUUACGGCGCAGACGAGACGAUCCUGAUGGACGACCCAGAGUUGUGUGCUCUUCGGCGAAAACUCAUUGUCGACGCCGCUGAGACGCUCCAUAAGCACCGCUUGAUCCGUUUUAACUCGAGAACGCAGCGUCUCGACCCCACAAAUCUCGGACGCAUGGCCUGUCGUUACUACGUGGACUACGAAACAGCUUCACUCUUUCGUCAAGACGUCGAACUUGGCGUGGACGAAGACAGAGUGAUUUUACGUCUCCUCGGACUCGCGAAGGAAUUUGCGUCUCUCAAGGUUCGAGACGACGAAGAGAGCGAAUUGUCAAACUUGCGGAGAAGCGCCAUUUGCCGAGUGCCGAUUGUGGGCGACUUCGACGCGCCAGAGGCGAAAGUUCAGACGCUCGUCCAAGCCGCGCUCGCACAGGCGCCGAUCAAAGCGUUUUCCCUCUGUGCCGACUCCAACUACGUUCAGGCCAAUAUUGGGCGACUGUGUCGCGCGCUCUUCGUCACCAGCCUCUCUCAGGGCGACGCCAGUUCAGCAGAGAAAAUCCUGGAGUGGACCAAGGCAGUGGAGAGAGGCUUGUGGCCGACUUCUCACGUUUUGAUGCAUUUCUGCAAUCCCAACUGCUUCGACCCCGACGUACAAAAACGCAGACAACCUUACGUACCGCGAGCCAACGAACAUCCUGGAAAGCAAAACAGACUGGUGCUCAGAGAAGGGAUGGUGAGCCGCCUGGAGAAGCAUCAGUUUGCGCUGGGUCGACUGCGAGACUUAGGCGCCAGCGAAAUCGCCUCCCUCGUCGCCAGCAAGGCCGACGGCCAGGACGUCGCGCUUGCCAUCCGGAUGGUCCCCGAUCUGGAACUCGACGUUAAUCCGAUAACGGCCGCGAUUCUGCGCGUGUCGAUCGCACUGCGAUUCACCGAGGAGUUUUUAUGGUCAGCCUGGUGGCAUGGAAAUGGAGAACUCUUUCACCUCUGGGUUGCGGACGUCGACACCCAGCGUCUCCUUCACACCGAAGAAGUCACGAUGCAGAAAGAAAACAUCCGGGAGGCGCGGGAGGUAUCUUUCGCGUUGCCUCUUCACGAGCCGACUUCCACGCAGUUCCAGGUCUUGGUGAUUUCCGACAGAUGGGUCGGUGUCUCCUUCCAGCAUUUGUUCUCUGUGCGGCACUGUCUCCUUCCUGACAAGCGUCAGGCCCACACCGAACUGCUCGACUUGCAUCCGCUGCCUCGCACAGCACUGAACAAUCCGGAGUUCGAGGCGCUCUACAAUUUCCUGUAUUUCAAUCCAAUUCAGACGCAAACGUUCCACGUCUGCUACCACACAAACUACAAUGUGCUUCUGGGCGCCCCCACAGGCAACGGUAAGACGAUUGUUGCGGAGCUGGCAAUGUUGCGAUUGUUCGCUACCUCGCCGAAGCAGAAAAUUGUUUACAUUGCUCCUUUGAAGGCACUUGCCGCCGAGCGUCUCGAAGACUGGAAAGCGCGGUUUGAAGGAAAGUUGAAGAAGCGAGUCGCAGAGUUCACGGCAGAUGCGGAGGCAGAGAACGCGCGAGACUUCUGGAAAGCAGACAUCUUCGUCUGUACACCUGAGAAGUGGGAUGGUCUGUCUCGACAGUGGAGAGAGCGGCGGUUCGUCCAGCAAAUAGGUCUUGUCGUCAUCGACGAGAUUCACCUGCUCGGACAAGACAGAGGGCCAGUGCUGGAAGCCAUUGUGAGUCGGAUGCGGUACGUGAGCAGUCAGACAGACCAGCCAGUUCGUUUCGUCGGCCUCUCCACGGCUCUCGCGAACGCGUCAGACGUUGCGGCUUGGCUGGGCAUUGGAAAAAUCGGCCUCUUCAACUUCAAACCUGCCGUCCGGCCGGUUCCCUGCUCCGUGCACAUCCAAGGCUUCCCUCAAAAACAUUAUUGUCCUCGAAUGAACGCGAUGAACAAGCCGGUGUUCGAGGCGCUCCUCACGCAUGCAUCCCCCGACCUCUCAGCGGAAGACAUGCAUACGCCGCCAGAGAUCUUAAACGGCGUCUACAGCACUUGUACUUUCUUUUCUUCGUCUUCUUCCUCUUCUUCCUCUUCGUCCUCUUCGUCCUCGUUUUCUUCCUCGUUUUCUUCCGCUUCGUCUUCAGCUGGUCCUCGUCGCUUUUCUCCAAUUGCUUUGCGGCCCUCCUUGGUGUUCGUCUCUUCUCGGCGACAGACGAGACGCACCGCACAAGAACUGGUGUCUCUGUUGCAUACUCGACAUGAGCAUGCGACAGAUCUUUUCCUCGACGUCCGCCCGGAGGAAGCUGACGAGUUUUCUCAGACUGUCGAGUCUGUUCAGGACGCGUCGUUGCGUACGACUCUGCACCACGGAGUCGCGAUUCACCAUGCCGGGCUGUCUCCCCACGACAGGGCAGUAUCUGCUCGCCUUUUCGAAAAAGGAUUUGUCCGAGUCUUGGUCGCGACAGCCACACUGGCUUGGGGAAUGAACUUGCCGGCAAGACUGGUCGUUGUUAAGGGAACAGAGUACUACGACGCAGAGACGAACCGUUAUAAAGAUUUCCCCAUCACGGAUUUGUUGCAGAUGAUCGGUCGCGCAGGAAGGCCGCAGUUUGACAGUCAGGCGGUGGCUGUGAUUUUCUGUCACGAACCGAAAAAGAAUUUCUACAAACGUUUUCUCUAUCAGCCGUUCCCUGUCGAGUCGUGUCUCCUGAACGUUCUCGCCGAGCACUUGAAUGCAGAGAUUGUCGGAGGUACCAUUCAGACGAAGCAGCAAGCGAUAGAGUACCUCACAUGGACCUACUUCUUCAGACGACUGACGUCGAAUCCGUCCUACUACGAUCCGUCUCUGAUGAUUCAAGACUUCACAUCUUCCUUCGCGUCCAGAGGAGACAGGCUCCAGGCCUCGGCAGUGAGACAGAGACGAGCGGCGAUUGCCGCGUUCGUCGACAAGGCGGUCUGCGAAGCGCUCGAUGAACUUCUCGAAGCCUCUGCUCUCCGACUGCGGUUCCCCACCGCCGAGGAGAAGUUGCAGGCUGUCACAGGCGGCGAUGCGACCCGGGCAGACGCCGUCACACGCAGACUCCGCCAUAGCGCAGACGCAGAUGAACAAGACGGAGAACAGGACGAAGAGGAAAGAGGGCAGGAAGCGCGAGCGAUUCGCGCAGAGCUCAGUGCGUUGUCUGAGGAGAAGAAGCCCGCGCGCCGGGGAAGAGGAAGAAAGACUUGCGAAGGAAGAGACAUUUUCGAAGAGGAAGACGAUGGGCCGACUUCGCUGGAACCUGUGUUGGAGUCCACGCCGUUAGGCCGAAUUGCAUGCGUCAACUAUAUUUCCCCAAAGUCCGCAAAGAUGCUGUCUGACGCCCUGAGACCUGCGCAAGCAGAAGAAGAAAACCGAAGACUCAGCUUUGUCGACAUCGUCAAACUCCUCGCAGAUGUCCCCGAAUACAAACAAAUGCCUGUCAGGCACAACGAGGACAACCUGAACGCGGACUUCAGUGCCAUCUGUCCGUAUCCCAUUGACGCCUCAACAGUCAAUUCACCCCACACGAAGACUUUUCUGCUGUUCCAAGCGCAGAUGUUUCAGCUGCCAGUGCCGAUCGCCGACUACAAUACGGACUUGAAGUCUGCGCUCGACAACGCCAUGCGUAUCCUCCAGGCGAUGCUGGACAUCUGCACCGAAGAAGCCCAGUUGCGGUACGCCUUGGACGUCAUUCUGCUUUUCCAGUGUCUCAUUCAAGCGACGCACCCAGCGCGGUCUUCGCUGCGCGCCUUGAAGCAUCUGAGGUCUGCAGAGCCUUCUCGUCUCCGUCGUCUAUCCUGCCUCGGCAUUCACUCUCUCCCCUUUCUCGUGGAACACAAAUGUCCCGCGGCAGUGCUACUGAAGGCGGGAUUCACAGACAAGCACACCCAUGAGAUUUGCGAGGAGUUGAAGAAAUUCCCUCGCCUUCGCGUCUCCACUCGCUUGUUCGUGAAAGAAGCCGAGGGGGCGUCUGACGACGAGGCCGUUUUUGAGCACAGUCCUCCGCAGCCGCUCCGUCAAGGAGACGGCCGCGAAGGUGAAACGCUCGUCCAUACAGUUCGUCCAGGCGCGGAUCUCCAUCUCGAGGUGUCUCUCAAGUAUUCGAACUUGCCUCCGCAAGUUGCGUUCACUCCCAACUUCCAUAAGCAAAAAACAGCAGGCUGGUACAGUUCGUUGUCCCCGAUUCCUCAAAACCGCGUUCCUCGUUCUCGCGCUGUGAAACGGUCGAUGUGUGUGUUGUCCGAGAGAGUCUCCCGGUUCUUCGCUCUCGAAGGCGGCGCCGACUUCGCACCUCUGCGGUUUUGUAUCGCAGAGUUGCUCGUAGCAGUCCCCGUUCUCCAAGUCUCCCUCUGAAAAAAAGUAGCUGUGCUCCUUUGAUGAGGUCGCGGGUCGCGCCGGUCUCCACCUCGGCGGCGGUGCCUCUGAGAUUCGAGAUGUUGCGGUGCUGUUUUUCGUUGCUCGCCAAAGGUUCUCACGCUGCUCUUUUUUUCUCCGUCUCUCUCAUGUCCAUGCGUUUCCCCAGUGCUGCCGCAGGAGCAGCUCUUCUGCUCCUGCUCUUUUCUUUUGGCGGCCUUGGUGUCUUUGUCUCAGUCCUGUCAUGUCCUAAGCUCUCUCUGCCGCUCUUGUCUCUUUCUCCAGCUCCUACAUGGCUUUCUCGAAACGGCUUAGGAAGUCCGGUUUUCCUUCGCGAUCUCCCGUCUCCUUUCUUCUUGUCUCCGUUGCGAUGUUUCAGUCCUCCGAAAAGCGCACCGCACCGUUUUCGAUUUCCGCGUUUUGGGGAUGUUCUCUGUGACCCUUUGCCCUCCACUGCAGGCGCGCACAGUUCUUUUGCUUUUUUCUCUCUGCAUUUCUUCUCUGCUUCUCUGUGUCUGGAUUUUCCUCCAUUGUUCUGUCUCUCCCUUUUUCCUUUGUUUUCCCUUCCUUCCUCUCUCGGGUCUCUCCAUUGUCCUCUUUUUUCGUUCUUCUUUCUUCUAGCGGCACCCCUCUCUUUGUUCUCUCCAUUCCCCCUUUCUCGCUUGUAGGUUCCUCCUCCUUGGAGACGCAGACGAAGACGUCGAUGAACUGAUCGCUCUGCGCCGUGUCCACUUGCACAGCGGCAAAACACAGGCUUCCUUCGAGUUCUCUGCUCCCGACGUCGGAGGCGCCAGCUUCCUGUUGACGCUUUUCGUCUGCAGUGACACCUACUUUGGUCUGGAUCAGGAAAUUGAACUUUGCAUUCGAACAGAAGCCACUGGAGACAUCGACGAAGCGCCGAGGGAGAUCUGAAAGGCUUGUGUUCACACUGGUUCUCAAAAAAACCUUCGUUUCUUAUUAGGAAACACGAACCUUGUGUCCAUCUUUCUUCCGGUCGCUCCUCUCCCUUCUCAUGUUUCUGUCCUUCUCUUCUCGGGGACCGUUCUCCCUCUUUCACCCACUUCAAGUGAACGUCUGUUCCGUCAGACGCUUCGUCGCCUUUUUUGCUUGCGUCCUUUCUCUCUCUCGCAUGCGCUGUCAGCGUCCCCGUUGUCCACGCCAUUCAACGCCCGCAGCGUUCGACUCUUCUCCUGCCUUAGGACUGCGCCUCUGUGUGAGGCAAGGCGACCUCGUUCUCUCCUCUCCGUCUUCAGCGUUCCUUUGUCUGCCUCCUUCCACGAGUCGCUGUCUUCGAAAAGCGGCAAUCCCCCGCUGUCUGCACUUCUCCACUCUGGAAAACCUCCGUUGCUGCAGGCGUUUCCUGAACCGCACGAAGGCGCUUCUCUGCGCUGCUGAGUAGUGUUUCUUCGUUCCACCACCUAGACAGGUCUGUAUUCAAAAACCGUCAUUUCCUUCUGCCGCGUGAGAAAGACUGCGGUCCAGACCAGUCAAGAAGAGACUUGGCUCUCUUGAUGCACCUUUCUCUGCACUUCCCUCCUCGAGCAAACCAAUCAAAGUCGGAAGACGCGC
Toxoplasma gondii ME49 is the source of this 10418-nucleotide messenger RNA. Its product is annotated as activating signal cointegrator 1 complex subunit 3, putative. NCBI's taxonomy places the organism in Eukaryota, Apicomplexa, Conoidasida, Eucoccidiorida, Sarcocystidae. The record is from RefSeq and is a predicted model, not a curated record. Gene Ontology annotation, molecular function: ATP binding; nucleic acid binding. The coding region runs from base 465 to 8849 and encodes 2794 amino acids. The transcript has 30 exons.